Messenger RNA from Drosophila willistoni, 1619 nucleotides. Its product is annotated as mitochondrial E3 ubiquitin protein ligase 1. The record is from RefSeq and is a predicted model, not a curated record. The coding region runs from base 92 to 1108 and encodes 338 amino acids. NCBI's taxonomy places the organism in Eukaryota, Metazoa, Arthropoda, Insecta, Diptera, Drosophilidae. Gene Ontology annotation, biological process: organelle organization; protein ubiquitination. The transcript is spliced from 2 exons. Gene Ontology annotation, molecular function: ubiquitin-protein transferase activity.
UAGAAAUGUGUUCAUAUUUUUCACACUCGAGCCCCUUGACACAUGGCAAACAUAAAGUGUUUCAUAAUAUAAAUUAUUUUUCCUAAAAAACAUGGAUUUUUUAUACGAGUCAAUAGGACUUGGAGUAGAUUUAGUGAUCUUGGGAUUAUGUCUGCGGCAAUAUGUUAAUUACAAUCAUAGUGGAAGAAUGCUAAAAUCGGCAGCCCAAGUGCCCAUUGACGGCGAUUUGAGGAGCGCUUUGGAAAAGCAACAGGACAAGAAGAUACCCUUUGCGGUGAUACGGGGCACAGUGACGCCUAUAGGGCCGCCCAUACGGAGCACCCUUGUGCCCGGUGUGAGUGGAGUAUUGCAAAUUAUGAAGCUGACGGAGCAUCGAGUCACACGGGGAUUUGCUGGAUUUUGGACGGACAAUCUGAAAGUGCUGCAUGAGUCGGCCAAUUUGGUGCCUUUUGAGUUGCGCAAUCAGGGACAUGGGGUUGAGAUAAUAGAUGCACUUCGUGCUGGGGUAUUGGAUGUGGAUGUGGUCUAUGAUAAUUACGAACCAGCUACCAUGACACUGUGGGAUCAUAUUUUUGGUUUUAUCUCUGGCAUCAGGCAACGUGGUUUGCAGACCUCAGAGGCAGUGCUGCGCGAGGGAAGUGUUCUGACAGCCAUUGGGGAAUUGGAAUUGGAUGGCAAAGUGUUGCGUAUGCAGCCCUCCGAAGAUGGAUCUUUGAUUCUGACUACGGCUACGAAGGCCACAUUGAUACAACGAUUGGAAGAAGGUAAAUCAGCUCUAAUAUUUCGAAUGGCUUUCUAUGGUUCGAUAUCCGUUCUCCUGUUGGGGCUUAUCGCAAGAAAACUUUAUCUCAAACGGAAGCAGCAACGUGCCGAAGACGAGAUCCGUAAUCGACUGGAGGAAGAGCGCCGCGAGAGACGUGCUCUGAUGCGUCCACAGAAUCUCACCGACGAUCAACGUUGUGUGGUCUGCUCGUCAAAUCCUAAAGAGAUAAUUAUCCUACCCUGUGGCCAUGUCUGUUUGUGCGAGGACUGCUCGCAACAUAUCUCAAAUAUUUGUCCCGUUUGUCGUGGUAAAAUUGACUCCAAAACAGCUGCUUUUAUUGUCUAAUUGUCUUCAAAUUCAUGGAUAGAAUAACCUAGAUUUUUGGCUUUAUUUCUUGAACUUUAUACAUUUAAUUGGAUAUGGAAAAAGCGUUGCUUUUUUAAAUUGCAACUCUGAGCCACAGGAAUAUUUAUCUAUAAUAAAUUGCAUCACAAACUUGUUUGGAUUUUAGAUAUGCAAAUUUGGUGUCCUUUAGUCUAACUCGAAAACGACAAGAUAAACUCUCUCUCUCCCUCUCUGGAAGCUAAUCAAAAGCAUUUGCAAUAUGUGGAACUGCUGCAAACGAAACGAAACUUGCCACAAAUCUUGAAUUAAAUAUUAAAAUCGAGAAAAUCCACUUGGUUUUUAUGAGCAUUUUUUCUUUUGAAAUCCCAAAAAAAAAGGAAAAUCUCUGGAAAAGAAAAAAAAAAAAUCAAAUGGAAGCCAAAGUGAAAGAAGCUGCAAGCGAAAAAUUUGAAAUCAUGGAAUUUAAAUUGAAAUCGCAGUCGAAAUAAAGUGAAAUGAAGCGUUUAAAUUA